Nestor notabilis (Kea) is the source of this 1782-nucleotide messenger RNA. RefSeq names its product inner centromere protein antigens 135/155kDa (gene INCENP). The annotation marks the transcript as partial. The record is from RefSeq and is a predicted model, not a curated record. Gene Ontology annotation, cellular component: kinetochore; chromosome passenger complex; nucleus. Gene Ontology annotation, molecular function: protein serine/threonine kinase activator activity. Gene Ontology annotation, biological process: positive regulation of protein serine/threonine kinase activity; metaphase chromosome alignment; meiotic spindle midzone assembly. NCBI's taxonomy places the organism in Eukaryota, Metazoa, Chordata, Aves, Psittaciformes, Psittacidae. The transcript is spliced from 15 exons.
AGGGACCCCCCCGGCACCCCGACGGGCUCCAGGCUGAGCCGUCGCUCCGUGCGCAGGAGCCUCAUGGGCAAAACGUCCCUGAGCCGCAGAACGUCCCUGGCAGAGAAGUACUCCCUCGCCAGCAGGAGGGAGAGCGCGCUCAGGAGCUUGGCCAGCAAGAGGAAGGCGGCUCGGGCGUCAUCCGUGACCUGCAGCUCCAUCGAUAUCUCCAGCUUUGGAGAGAUGCCAGAGGAUGAGGAAACAGUUCUCAAACCUGGGCCUUCUCCUGGACUUUGCAGCCCCUCCAAGCCGGAUCCCCAGAGUUCCCGGAUGUCGCUGCGCUCUCGGGCCGCCAGCAGGAGCGAGCAGGCACAGGAGGGCACGAGCUGCAACGAAAGCAACUUAAGUAAGAGUGGGGAGUCCCAGCAAGCGCCCCAGAGUGCCAGGAGAAAGCCAAGCUACAAAAGAGCUGUGGAUGAGCGCUAUGACCAGCAGCAAGCAGAAGAGGGGGGGCUUUCUCCUCUGAGAAGGAAGACCCCCUCCCCAACCUUUCCAGCCAGCAAAGUUGUGCGGCCGUUCAAGACGUUUCUGCACACUGUGCAGAAGAACCAGCUGCUCAUGACACCAUGUUCUGUGGGGAGGAACGGGGUGAUCAAGUCUUUUAUCAAGCACAACACCCCUCUGCGCUCCGAUCCCAAGGAAAAGGAGAGGCAGAAGCUGGAGACUCUGAGGAAGAAGCAACAAGCUGAGCAGCUGAGAAAACAGAAACUGGAGGAGGAAAAGAAACGGCGACUGGAAGAGGCCAAGCUGAAGCGGGAGGAGCGCCUGCGGAAGGUGCUGCAAGCUCGGGAGCGGGCAGAGCAGAUGGAGGAGGAGAGGAAAAGGCGGAUUGAGCAGAAGAUAGCUCUGUUUGAUGAGAAGACAGAGAAGGUGCGGGAGGAAAGGCUGGCAGAGGAGAAGAUCAAAAAGAAAGCAGCUGCCAGGAAGAUGGAGGAGGCAGAGGCCCGGCGCAGGCACGAGGAGGAAGCCAGGAGACAGAGAGCCCUGCAGCAGGAGGAGGAGGAACGUCGGCACAAAGAGCUAAUGCAGAAGAGGAAGGAAGAGGAGCAGGAACGUGCCAGGAAGAUUGCUGAGCAGAGACAGGCAGAACAGGAGAGAGAGAAGCAGUUGGCUGCAGAGAGAGAGCUGGAGAGGAAGAAGGAACAGGAGAGGAUCCAGGCAGAAAAGCUCCGUGAGCAGGAGAAGGCUGCUCGCCUGAAGAAGGAGGUGCUGGCUGCUAAACUGAAACUCCAGAAGGAGCUGGAGAAGAAAGAACAGGAAGAGCAGAGGCUGGCAGAGAUGAAGAGGCAGGAGCAAGAACAGAAGAAGCUGGCAGAGAAGCAGCAGGCUGGCAAAGCAGCCCUAACACAGCAGCAGGAGAACAAAGAGAACUCGCCUGCCUGCGCGUCGUACCAGAUGACUCCACAGGGCCCCAAGUGUCCCAAGCCCCCCGUGGUAACCUCGAACAACUAUGGGAUGGAUGUGAACAGCGAUGACUCCACUGAUGACGAAAGCCAGCCUCGCAAGCCCAUCCCUGCCUGGGCCUCAAGUACCCAGCUGAACCAGGCCGUGCUGCGGCUGUACUACAACCCGCCCAGCGUGGACGCGGUGUUCGGGACCAUGCCCAACCUGCAGCUCCAGGACAUCUUCUACAAGAGCAAACCGCGGUACCUGCGGCGCACGAGCUCCGCCGUGUGGAACUCCCCCCCCUUCCCGCGGGCCAAGCCUGCGCUGGGGCUGCCGUACAGCAUCAAGAAGUACUGA